Molecule: messenger RNA, 945 nt
Organism: Striga asiatica
Lineage: Eukaryota; Viridiplantae; Streptophyta; Magnoliopsida; Lamiales; Orobanchaceae
Source: the annotation of a GenBank genome assembly
AUGGCCGCCGCCCCGAUCGACCGGCUCAGCGCCUUACCCGACGACAUCCUCUCUCAGAUUCUCUUUCUUCUUCCGACCAAAGGCUCCGUCUCGACCAGCACGCUCGCCACAAGAUGGCGGCAUUUAUGGGCGCACGCCCCUAACCUCGAAUUCGAGGAUACAUUCAGUGAAAAUUUUAAAACCCUUAUGUCCCAGUGCGCAGCCCAUAACAGCGCCGUCACGCUCCGCCUGUUUGUAACGUCUCGCGCACAUUCCAAGAAAUUCAAGAGUAUCAACACCGCCAUCGCAAGCAACCCAAAAGCCCUCGAUCUCUCUUUCGGCUAUGACGGCAGAGUGAUACCUCUGUCCGUGUUCACCUCCAAGACUCUGGUCGAUUUAAGGCUCGUACGCUGCAGAACUGAAAUUAGAAAGAAUGAAGCCACCACGCGCCUGCCCGCCCUCAAGAGGCUUCAUCUCGAGCGCGUGACUCUCGACGAAUCCCUUGAAAAAGUGCUCUCCGGAUGUCCAGUGCUGGAGGAGUUGACUAUCAAACAAAAUUUGCCUCUUUGCAAAAUUCGAAGACAGGACGGGACCCCAAUCUGUUUGCCUGCCCUCAAGAGGCUCCAUCUCGAGUGCGUGGAGCUCGGUGACUCUUUUAUGAACCUGAUUUAUGGUUGUCCGGGCCUUGAGGAGCUUACUGUUCGGAAAAAUCUACCCAACUCCGUAAAUGAUAAGUCCAUAAUAAUGUGUUUGCCUGCCCUCAAGAGGCUUCGUCUCGAGUGUGUGGAGCUCUGUGGUGGCUCCCUAGAAAGCCUGCAUAUUUACUGUCCGAUGGUUAGCGUGUUGGCUAUUGAAGGAAAUAUACUGUCUAACAUGUUCACUUACGAAACCAUAGUUGAUUUGACGGUUGCUUCUCGCAAAGAUUUUAAGCAGAGAAGAGGUGAACAGGUGAACGUGGUUCGGUAG